This is a messenger RNA of Talpa occidentalis (Iberian mole), 2850 nucleotides long. RefSeq names its product inter-alpha-trypsin inhibitor heavy chain family member 6 (gene ITIH6). NCBI's taxonomy places the organism in Eukaryota, Metazoa, Chordata, Mammalia, Eulipotyphla, Talpidae. Gene Ontology annotation, biological process: hyaluronan metabolic process. The record is from RefSeq and is a predicted model, not a curated record. Gene Ontology annotation, molecular function: serine-type endopeptidase inhibitor activity.
AUGCUCAAGGACCAGGAAUCAGAGAAGUCCCACAUCUCUACCAGCCUAGAAGCAGACACAGAGGUGACAUUUUCACUGUCCUGUGAGGAACUGCUCUCAUGACACCAGGGGCAGUAGCAGCUGGUGGUGAGCCUUUGGCCAGGCCAAUUGGUGACAAGACUGAGUAUAGAGGUCACAGUAUCAGAAAAGACAAGCAUUUGUUAUAUUCACAUACCAUCUCUAAGGACAAACCACCGGGGCACAAACAUCCACACUUGCAGAUAUAUAUCCCCAUCCACUCAGAUGGAGAAGGGAGGGACCUGUGUACAAAUCACCUUCUAUCUAACACUGAAAGACCAGUUUGCCUUCUCCAGCUCAGGCAUCAUGGCUAACUUCAUGUUCCAGUAUGAUGCAGUCAUGGAGGGCAUCAUUGGAGAUGUGCAGAUUUACAACAGCCGUUUUAUUCAUCACUUUGCCCCCAGAGGCCUCCCACCUGUAGAGAAACGUGUGGUGUUCAUUACUGACCCGAGUGGCUCCGAGUUUGGUACCAAGUUCAGUGAAGCGGAAAGGGCCGUGAAUGUGAUGCUUGGUGAACUGCGGGCCAAUGACAACUUCAACAUAACCCCUUUCCUGACCAUUAGUGUCUGGAAAGCUGGAAGUUCCAUCCAGGCCACCACCCUGAAUGUCCACAGUGUCAAGGACUACAUGACUGAUGGUUGGACCAACAUCAAGAUAGCUCUGCUGGCACCUGCUUCAGUGCUGAAUCAUAGCAACCAGGAGCUUGGGAGAGGCCCCAGUGCGGGGAGGACCCCUCUCAUCAUGUUCCUGGCAGAUGGGAAGCCCACGGCCUGUGCCAUGACCCCCAAUGUAAUCCUCUCCAACAUCCAACAGGCGCUGGGAAGCGGCGUGUCCCUUUUCAGCUUGGCCUUUGGGGGAGAUUCUGACAUCCCACUGCUGUGUCGCCUGUCUCUCGAGAACCAGGGAGCAGCCCAGCGCAUAUACGAGGACAAUGAAUACGCAGCCAUACAACUGGACGGCCUUUAUGAGGAGAACGCCAUGUCUCUGCUGGCAGAGUUGGGAGGCUUGAUUGGGACCUCCCCUUGGGCUGUUUUCCCCAACUACUUUGGGGGCUCUGAGUUGGUGGUAGCAGGUGCGCCCAGUGAGCAGGAACUGGGCAUCUACCUGGCAACCUAUGGUUCCAUGAGUCAGCUUCUCAUGGCUCGCCACAGUGAGGUGGCCACCAGCACCAGCCAGAAGGCCUUUGGUUGCCCAGGGUAGCCAGCUCCUGAUAAAGCCCUCUUUAUGUACCACUUCUGGGCCUGCGUCACCAUUGGAGAGCUGCUGGAGGCCUGAUUCCAAACUCGUGACAUCCCCACUGCUGGCUCCCAAAGUCUUCAACCUGUCCUUGAAUACAAUUUUGUCACACUUCUAACUUCACUGGUCAUGGUGCAACCCAAGGGGGCCAGCGAGGGCCAGAGACAGACCUCCAUCACCGCUGGACCAGGUGUCACCAGCCCCUCAUCCACCAGCAGGCGUGACCUGGGAGCAGGCAUAGCCCGGCCAUCCAUGGUAGCCAAGAUUGCUCCUAAAUCCAGGCUUAUGAAACCAAGGUUCUACUUAUGCUCACCUACUCCUGUCUCUACAACGAAGAUUCCCCGUUCCAAGGAGUUGGAUGAGCCUCAGGAUCAGAGACCUUAUAGCCUGUCCACUCCAGCACGCCCAAAGCCCAAAAUUCCAGCACAACAAUUUGGCACUUGGAGCAGUCAGUCAACCCUUCAAACAAAAACUACUGCCCUUUGUCCCUCAGAUGCUGGACUUCUGAAGCCCAGGACUCCAUCACACCAGAAUCCUGGUACCCUAUUGAUUGAGGAAGUUAUGAAAUGGGUCCAGGCAAAUUCCCAACCAACAAUGGGCCUAUCCAACAGAUCCAGGCCUAUGUCAGAAGGCAGCCCCCCAAACCUGGCAAUAUUGCUCCCUGCAGGUGUCAGCCUGCUCCUUUUCCCUGGAAAACUAGAACUGCUCUCUGGACCAAUGGUGGAGUCCAAGUUUGUGUAGUCCUUGAGCCCACUGGCUUUCUGUAACUUCCUCACUCCUGUCGAAGAUGGAAAUCCACAUUGGGUUGGCAAUUCAGAGGAGAUACUGGGAGGAGCUGAAGGCAGCAUGGAGUCUCAGGGAAGUUCUACAGGGCUAUCAAAAGGCACUUUGCCAAGUAUCUUCACCUCUUCAUCCUCAGUGGAUGGGGACCCUGUUUUGUGAUCCCACAACCCAUGCUCAGAAGAGAAGAUAUGCUUCAUGCUGGCCAGGUGCCCACGGGACCUGUGACAGCUCAUAGACGACCCAAAGACAGGACUGCAGGCAGGUGGACAGCUUCUCGGGGCACGGCAGCCAGGCCAGGAGGACCAGAUGUGCCAUGACCCCAGGAUCAUUACAGUCACCGCAGACAAAAGCCAGGCCCAUGCUAUCACUGUCAGUCUCAGUUCCAUAUCUGUGUGAGGGGAGGGUACCUUGCACCUGUCCUGGGACCACCCUGCUCUGCUGAGGAGGCCUUAGCUAGAGCUCCAUGUGGCUCCUGCAGCCCACCUCACCCUCUGCAUUAGACCCCACCUUGAGUUCCUAGUCUUCCAGCUCUGCUAUGGGCACCUCUGCACCCUGCCACUACCCAACCUGGUGUUCGAUGUCAUCAGUGGCUGGUGCCUCAGCACCUUAGCUUGGGCCUGCUGGAUUUACAACAGCCGUUUUAUUCAUCACUUUGCCCCCAGAGGCCUCCCACCUGUAGAGAAACGUGUGGUGUUCAUUACUGACCCGAGUGGCUCCGAGUUUGGUACCAAGUUCAGUGAAGCAGGUAGCAAAGACCCUGAGGACCUCCUGUAA